CAGUUUCGCUGCAAAUUGAGGGUAUCCUUGCCCAUGGAAUGCCGACGCAGAUUUCCAUGACUAAAGCACCAAUUAACGCCUGAUUCACACAUCGUCCCAGCUAAUCACCACAGGAGGCUCCUGAAUGUGGGGUUUAACUGCACAGGGAGAAUUUCUGCUCCUUUCUCUGCUGUUUCAGGAUCCCUGCAUGGACCAACUUUCUCAGAAUUUCCACUUCCAAACCAAGCCAUCUGUGGAGAUGGAGGAUUGCUGCUUCGGACAGGGAGCUGGUUACUGCAGGAGGAGUGCAUUCAACUGCGGCCAGACUCACAUCAGCCCCAGGGAUUUCCGGGGAAGUUCAGGCCAACACGCGGAGGGCGAGCCUUGGAACCCAGCUGGUGCAUCUCUGGGAUCUAUUGGAGGUUAUGGAUAUGAAUAUUCUUCAGUACAAAGAAACUUUGCUGAGACCAGUGACAUGGCCUUUGUGGUGAAAGAAGUAACAACAGGACCCUCUGCAGUUGUGGCCUCCAACACUACCCCAUCUGAGGCAGACUCCCAGGAUGAUUUGGAAAGGCUCAAUGCCCGUGGAGAUUCCUGGUUACAUUCUGUAGAGGAGAGGGAAUUGACUGAAGAAUCCAUAUCAAGGAAGUACAAAGGUCGGACAAUCUUCAGUGCUGAGCAACUGCGGGUUCUCCAACAGCGUUUCCAGCUGCAGCGAUAUCUCACUGCAUCAGAGCAGCAAGAGCUGGGAAAUGCAAUAGGACUGACCAGUCAGCAGGUGAAGACGUGGUUUCAGAACCGUCGCAUGAAGGUGAAACGUCUUCUAAAGGAACCAACUGCCAGCACUCAAAUUAGCUUCCUUCAAGCAGACCUGUCUCAGAAUAACUCGGUGGUUUAUGGGAAACCAAUGGAUAAUAUGAAGCAACAGUUUACCAGCUAUUCACUGUCACAUCUGCUGCCCAGGCAUCUGGUGCCAUCUCCUGACAAGCACUGGCCCAGUGCAGGUCCUGUAUAUCCAAAUCUGGGCAAGUUCCAAUCCACAGUUAUCAAAAGUGAGUUGCAGUACACCAAUCAGUCUGUCAACUUUUCCAUCAAGAAAGAAGCUAUUGCACUCUCUUCUCGGCCAGAGCUGAAGCAAAUGAAACUCCCAGCGACAUCCUACAGUCACACCAUCCCAGUGCAACACUUUGAUUUCUCACUGCAGCAAGCCUUGCCUGGGCCUCCGUACCUCCAGCAGGGCCUGCCAUAUGAGGUGAUCAAACCUGCAGGGGAUGAACUUCAUCAUGAAAAAGUUAUAAUUUCCUAGAGCCCCUAUUUGGCUGAAAAAAAUAACCUUUUGAUUGCCACAUUCCUAGUAAUAGGUGUCAUUAGGCUGCAGAGGUGAGUUCUUGCACUCCAAAAAGCAGCUCUCACUGCACAGAGAUGCAUUAAGACCCGGCCCUGCUUUCUUUCAUUGCAGAUCCUGUGGACAGACUCUUCCCUCGACCGUCAGGAAAUAUGCUCUGUGUUCUCCGCCAUAUUUGACACUGAUUCCAAAGGUUUCCCAAAGCUUAGUCGAACCAUUCUGGAAGGGAUUGCAUUUAUGUUUUAAUCUAAUUAUAUUUUUACAUUUCUGAAUGAAAUUGCAAAAAGCAAACUUUUAGGAAAAAUCAUUUAAUUUGUAAUCAGGUUGUCCUUAUUUUAAAUGUUCUUCUGGUCAGUGAUCAUUGAUUACACUAGGUCUGGCUGGCUGUUUAUAAUCUGAGAGCUGCCAACAGUGACUCAUUCCUGGCACCCACCAAUGGUGGCCCUCUGACCUUGCAGCUUUGUGUUGGGUAUGAGGAAGUGAGGAAACUCCUAUCAGCUGGCACCGGCUCCAUGGCAUCUCCAUGUGAAUUUCUAUAACUGACCAUGAAACUGUCAUUGUUCCAAUCUGGCCCAUCAUCAUUGGACACAGUCUGGCACAGCAUGGGGCAUCUGUUGUAAUAGUCAACUUGAGUCGGAUUUAAAUAUUCCAUAUUUUUAAACCUUUCCUGUAUUGUUAACAAAAUGAUGGUUAAAGACUUCAAUAAAGCUGAAAGAUUCCAUCUGA
Messenger RNA from Rhincodon typus (whale shark), 2050 nucleotides. Its product is annotated as homeobox protein HMX3-like. Gene Ontology annotation, biological process: regulation of transcription by RNA polymerase II. The record is from RefSeq and is a predicted model, not a curated record. NCBI's taxonomy places the organism in Eukaryota, Metazoa, Chordata, Chondrichthyes, Orectolobiformes, Rhincodontidae. The transcript is spliced from 5 exons. Gene Ontology annotation, molecular function: RNA polymerase II cis-regulatory region sequence-specific DNA binding; DNA-binding transcription factor activity, RNA polymerase II-specific. Bases 125 to 1285 code for a protein of 386 amino acids.